Didymodactylos carnosus is the source of this 1191-nucleotide messenger RNA. Lineage: Eukaryota; Metazoa; Rotifera; Eurotatoria; Philodinida; Philodinidae. The record is from the annotation of a GenBank genome assembly.
AUGAAAGUUUAUUUUAUGAUUAUUAUUUUAACACUGGCGCCUUGUGAACAAUUAUUUUGUCCUUCACAUACGAUGGCUAUUAUUCGUAAUCCAUUAUUGAAUAAUUCAUGUGAAUAUUACAUGACAGUUGGACUCAAUUCUAAUUUGAAAGAAAGUACAUUUCAACGUAAAAAGUUAAAUUUAAUAGUUGUUCUUGGUGUGAGUGGUUCAAUGCUAUCAUCAUUUGAUUGUUAUUAUUAUGAUAAUCAUCGUUUAAAACAAAAAACUGAAUACGAUACCCGUUCAAAAAUUGAAAUAGCUAAAAGUGUUGCUAAGAAAUUAAUUCAGCAUUUAAAUGUUGACGAUGGUUUUGGUUUAGUUACAUUUAAUGAUCGGUCACAAAUAAUACAACAAUUAAAAUAUAUAGAACAUAGAAACUUAGAUGAUCAUAAUGAAAGUAUCUCUAAACUUCAAGCAACUGGUGGAACGAAUACGGGUGUUGGUAUCAAAAACGAUAUAGAUUUAUUUAAUGGCAUACCACAAACAGAUGAUUAUGAUAAUCGUAUGAUAUUUAUAACUGAUGCUGAGCCGAACAGUGGUAGUCUAGAUGAAAAUUAUUUUAUAUCAUCAAUUGCAGAAAGUUCAAAAAGACGUAUUUAUACUACAUUUAUUGGUGUUGGUAUUGAUUUUAAUACUCAACUAAUUGAUAAUGAAGAUUUUGAUUUAAUUGUUACACCAUUAGUAUUUAAAUUACAAUUAAAUUAUCAAAGUAAUCAAUUUGAAAUUGAACAUGUUUAUGGUUCACCAGAAAAUGCUACUAGUACUAGUCAACUAAUCAAAAUUAAUACGCUAUUUCCAUCUCGUACAAAAAAUGGGACAACAAGUGGUGGCAUUGUUUUAUUAAAACUAAAAAAGUUAAAUCCAUCAGAUCAUGUUUAUAUUCAUAUGCAAUUAAGUGUCAGUUAUGAAGAUCGUCUUGGAAAAACAUCUGAAGAAAUGCGUCUUAUUGAUAUGAUACGUAAGAAAAAACAAUCAUCAACAGAAGUUGAUAAUGAUCAUUGUCAAACUGUUUAUUAUUCAAACAUCGGUAUAAGAAAAACGAUAUUACUAACCAAUUAUGCGACAUUAUUGAAAAUAUGGAUUCGAAAUGAACGUGAAGAUCGAUUAAAUUAUCAAUCUUUAAAAACCCUAGGGAUACGAAUUACCGCAUGA